CUCACAUUAUAUAAGGACACCUGUAGCAUCAGCAGGACAGAGCCUCCUGCAUUCCUCUGGAUCCCACCCUGACUCCACCUGAAGAAACUGUUGCCACCCCAUCAUGGCCUCCAGUAUCUCCAUGAGAAGCUACUCCAUGGGCCGCCAGCCGUCCUUCUCCAGUCGCUCUCUCAUGGACACGAGCCGGUCUCGCUCCCGCGCCUCCGUCUCUUUCUCGGCGGCCAACCCGCUGACCCGGUCGGCCUCCAUCGGACAGGACCUGAACGGGCCGAUCGGCCUCCAGCUCAACGGGCUGCACGGCAACAGCACCAACGAGAAGGAAGCCAUGCAGAGCCUCAACAGCCGGCUGGCCAACUACCUGGACAAGGUGCGUUCCUUGGAGCGCUCCAAUGCCGACCUGGAGAUGAAAAUUAAGCAGAUGAUGCUCGACCGCAUUCCCAAAGGUCACGACCUGGACUCCAUGAUGGCCCAGGCUCACGCGGUUGAGCAAGAGGUGAGGAAGAAGACCUUGGAAAACGCUCGCCUCAUGCUAGAGAUCGACAACGCUAAACUGGCCGCUGAUGACUUCAGAAUCAAGUGGGAGACUGAGCUGGUGAUGUGUCAGUCUGUGGAGCGAGACUGCGUUGCUCUGAAAAAGGCCAAGACCGACCACGAGCAGAUCAUCGCCUCUCUGAGGGGAGAUUUGGACAGCCUGAAAGAAGAGCUGUACUUCCUCAAGAAAAACCACGAGGAGGAGCUUGAGCAGAUGAAGUCCCGUAUUGCCAGGGAUGAGGUGAACGUGGAGGUGGACUCCGCCACCGGACCCGAGCUGGGCACCGUUCUGUCCGAGCUGCGUUCCCAGUACGAGGGGAUCGUCAAGAAGAACAAGGAGCAAGCGGAGCAGUGGUACCGCAAGAAGCUGGAGACGGUGCACAAUGAGGUGAAGGAGAGCAACGAGGCUCUGAGGGGAGCCCAGGGAGAGCUGACCGAGAGGCAGCGCUUCCUGCAGACCCUGGAGGUGGAGCUGGAGAGUCUGCACAAACAGAUAGCAGCUCUGGAGGGUAACCUGGGUGAGACCGGUCAGAAGUAUUCUUCUGAGAUGGAGAGGCUGCAGGCCACCCUGAGCCAGCUGGAGGACGACCUGUCUCAGCUCAGGCUGGACAUGCAGCGCACCAAGACCGACUACGAGCAGCUCCUCCGCAUCAAGCAGAACCUGGAAAUGGAGAUCGCCACCUACAGGCGCCUGCUGGAAGGAGAGGAGACAGUCAAAGAAGUUCCUCCUCCACCAAAAAAGGAGCCUGAUGUGCGCACCAGGAAGAUUGUGAAGGUGGUGACCCAGACGAUGGUCAACGGCAAGGUGGUGGACGAAUCCAGCGAGGUGGAGCAGAUCGAGGAGACGAAGAAGUAGCAAACGGGCGGGAGAGAAAUGACAGUGUUUCGCAAAACAGGAUGCGCGAAAGAGAAAAGGUCAGUCAGAAUAUUAGCCAUGGAUUGUGGAGAUAGGGAAUCGCCUUCAUUCGGAUUUACAAGUAACACGUAAACAAGUAAAACUUUGACUUAUCUGUGAUUUUUUUUUUUGUUGUUUUUGCUAUUUUGAUGAAAGAAAAAAAUAAUGGUACAAGCGUAACUACACACAAAAAUGCCCUGUAUUGCUGUUGCUACAUCUGUAUUUUAUGUCUUUUUUUUCUUGCGUAGAUAUGUGUUUGACAGGAGGUGACUAACCAUGGCUAUAUAUCGUAAUGCCGUUUUAUUAAUAAAAGGUUGUGUAUUUAGGCAGUAUAUUUAUUACAUAGCGUGGUAAAGUUUACUUGUAGUCAGUGUAAUACAUGCCUCUUUUACAGGAAUAACAUUUAACUGUCUUUGUCUUGUUUGUCCUCUGAAUAAAAAGUUUGAUUAAUCCAC
Messenger RNA from Mugil cephalus (flathead mullet), 1881 nucleotides. RefSeq lists its product as uncharacterized. Bases 104 to 1387 code for a protein of 427 amino acids. The record is from RefSeq and is a predicted model, not a curated record. Gene Ontology annotation, molecular function: structural molecule activity. Lineage: Eukaryota; Metazoa; Chordata; Actinopteri; Mugiliformes; Mugilidae. The transcript is spliced from 10 exons.